Messenger RNA from Rhodotorula graminis WP1, 1873 nucleotides. RefSeq names its product glycoside hydrolase family 5 protein. Gene Ontology annotation, biological process: glucan catabolic process. The transcript has 6 exons. The record is from RefSeq and is a predicted model, not a curated record. Gene Ontology annotation, molecular function: beta-glucosidase activity. Bases 1 to 1749 code for a protein of 582 amino acids. Gene Ontology annotation, cellular component: extracellular region; cell surface. NCBI's taxonomy places the organism in Eukaryota, Fungi, Basidiomycota, Microbotryomycetes, Sporidiobolales, Sporidiobolaceae.
AUGGCUGGCCCUUACGACUACCCACCCGCACACGGCUCGUCUGCCCACCUGAACGCGCCCGGCGAGAAGACCAACGCGCGCUCGUCCUUUGCCACGAGCAUGGCCCCCAAGAAGUCGCGCCGCACCUUGUGGUGGGUCCUCGGCGCGCUCCUCGCAGUCGUCGUCAUCCUCGGUGCCGUCCUCGGCGGCGUCCUUGGCUCGAGGGCCAGCAGCAACAACGACAACAGCAAGAGCAACGCCGUCAACGCGGCCGACGGUGACGCCGCCGCCGCCUCGUCCUCGUCCUCGUCCGGCUCGACCAACGCCAACGGCCGGUCCUCCGGCACCGCCACCUCGUCUAGUGCUGCCGCCUCGAGUACGCCGGCGGGCACGCUCGUCGAAGUCGUCGACCUUCCCGCAUGGAACUGGGGCCAGAACAAGUCGAUCGGCGUCUGCCUGGGCAGCUGGCUCAUCCUCGAGAAAUGGAUGCUCCCCGACUGGUUCAACGAGACGGUCAACGCCGUCACGCCGGGCGCCGGCGCCACCGCGCUCGACGAGUGGUCCUUCUGCGAGGUCCUCGGCCAGGACGGCUGCCGUACCGCCCUCACCGAGCACUGGGACAACUGGAUCACCGAGGCCGACUUUGACGAGAUGCUCGAGUACGGCAUCAACCACGUCCGCCUCCCGACGGGCUUCUGGGCGUGGAUCCCGACCAUCGAGGGCGAGCCGUUCCUCAACGACACGGCCCUGUUCCAAAACCAGAUCGAGAAGGUCCUCGGCUGGGCGCACGCCCGCGGCAUGUACGUCCUCAUCGACGCGCACGGCCUCCCCGGGUCGCAGAACGGCGAGCAGGCGUCGGGCCACCUCACCAAGACGCCGUCCUGGUUCGGCGGUUCUGCCGACACCGAGACGCCCAACCAGAUCCGCUCGGACGCCAUGGUCGUCGCCAUGACCGAGUUCCUCGCGCGCACGCCGUACCGCUCGGUCGUCACCGGCCUCGAGGUCAUCAACGAGCCUCGCCCGUACACGGACGACCAGAUCCAGCAGCUGCAGAACUACUACGCCCGUUCGUACACGACGAUCCAGCAGUCGGCCUGGCCCGUCGCCACCUUCAUCUCUGAGGGGUACACCAACCUCACCUUUUUCCGUCCUUUCGCCGAGGAGCGCGCGACCGACCCGCCGUCGCUCGUCAUGGUCGACCACCCGUACCCUGGAAACUUCCCGCCGCAGGACAACUCUCAGGACAUCCUGUCGCAAGUCUGCACGGCCGGCAACAAGUACCUCGACUACCCGAUCCCCAUCUGCAUCGACGAGUGGAGCCUGUACACGGGCGUCAAGGACCAGGGCUUCGAGAAGACGUUCUACGAGCAGCAGCUCGCGACUUGGUCGUGGUCGGCCGGCGGCAUGUACUGGUCGUGGCGCCUCGACACGUCGCAGCAGGACCUCGCCGCGGGCAUCGACUACUCGCAGUACUCGUUCAGCACCAUCGUGCGCAACAACAGCGCGACGAUCCCCAAGCCGUCCGACUUCAACCUCGCCGACACGACGACGGGCGACUCGGUGCAGGCGUACCUCGCCGGCGUCGAGGGCGACUUGACGUCGUCGUGCGGCACGGCGCCGGCCAACGCGGCGCCGUACACGUCGGGCGCGUUCCCGACCUGGACGGCCGAGGUCAGCGCACGCUCGUCGGCGCAGGGCCAGACGCUCACGGCGACGUCGACGACGGCGAGCACGACCGCCACCUCUCGCAAGCGCGCCAUCUCGUUCUGAGCGAGCCGUCGCCCUCUCUCUCUCUCCCUGUACUCGACCCUCUCUCCCUCUCUUUUGACUUAUCCCCAUUUCACGACCCUGGACGGACACUGCCCUCUCCUUUGCAACCCACUCGUGUGCCCGA